Messenger RNA from Chelmon rostratus (copperband butterflyfish), 1088 nucleotides. RefSeq names its product C-C motif chemokine 4-like. Gene Ontology annotation, molecular function: CCR chemokine receptor binding; chemokine activity. Lineage: Eukaryota; Metazoa; Chordata; Actinopteri; Chaetodontiformes; Chaetodontidae. Gene Ontology annotation, cellular component: extracellular region. Gene Ontology annotation, biological process: monocyte chemotaxis; cellular response to tumor necrosis factor; cellular response to type II interferon. The transcript has 3 exons. The record is from RefSeq and is a predicted model, not a curated record. Bases 72 to 371 code for a protein of 99 amino acids.
ACAGGCUGAUCAGCUCAUUUGAGACUUUCACCUGCUGCUACACCGUGAAGAGAACACACACACGCUUCAGGAUGGCUGCUCCCCGUCUCGCUCUGACUGUGUUUGUGCUGAUGCUGGCGGUCAUCGCUCUGACUGAAGGUUUGCGUGGUACUGGACCGAAGAGAUGCUGCACACGUUUCAAUGAGAAACCCCUGAGUAAAGACCGGGUGGUCAGCUACGUCAGGACCAGCCAGCGCUGCUCUAACCCCGCCGUCUUACUGAAGACCGUGGCAAACCGUCAGCUUUGUGCCAGACCUUCAGACCCCUGGGUGAGGGAGCUCAUCAGCUACCUGGACGCCAAAUCUGUCCCAGGAGAGACAUCCAACCUGUAGUCAUGGCAACAGCAUAUCAGAGCCUCCAAAGAACAAAAUCUGGCCAGUUAAUGUGUCGUGAUGCUGCAACUUUUCAAACUAUAACUUCUAAAUAAGCACUGACUACUAAUGUUACUCUCUCCACCACAAGGUCUGCAUGGGGCAACCAUUAGAUAAACAGCAGCUUUCUGUCUAUCUCUAUGCAAAAUAUAUACUAGGUAUUAUUUAGUGGCAUAUUUACAUACGUAUCAUGGUACAUUUUUCUGCCAUACAAAGGCAAAAAUGUAUGCAUAACAUAGUGUUAACUCCUUAAAAAUUAACAUUUACACUAUAUAUAUUUAAUUCUACUUUUCUUAGUUUUAUUUUAGCUUAUGGAACAAUUGGUACAUUUUAAUACAACAUUCAAAGUUGGACCGUCAGCACUGUGAACUACUGUUGUAUUGUAAUUUGAAUUGACUUACAGUAACUACAUUCACUGUAAAAGGGCAAUGGCUCCCAACACGACUUGAUGUCAUCAGUAGAGUAUAAGCUAUGGGUUACCUCAUCAUUUCUACAACAACCCACUGUGAGCUCUUGGGUUUUUUUAUGAAGUAAAGUGCUAUUUUUUCUAUUUACAGUCAUGUUUUGAACUGGGUUACUUGAACAGAUAAGUAACACAAUUUGACAAAAUAUUAUUUAUUUCUGUAUCUUUAUGCUUCUAGUUUGAUUCUGUUGAAUAAAAGCAAGACAAUAACCCUG